This is a messenger RNA of Alternaria alternata, 1630 nucleotides long. RefSeq lists its product as hypothetical. The coding region runs from base 1 to 1149 and encodes 382 amino acids. The transcript is spliced from 3 exons. The record is from RefSeq and is a predicted model, not a curated record. NCBI's taxonomy places the organism in Eukaryota, Fungi, Ascomycota, Dothideomycetes, Pleosporales, Pleosporaceae.
AUGAGAUACUUCGCAUAUCCCUUCCCUGUUCAAGGAAACGCAUAUUCUCGCAUAACCGAAAGCCGCCGUAACGACAUCACGAUUGGGCUUCAAAGCUCCGAAAGGAUCUCUAGCCGCACAUCUCGCCAACCACCCACCAAAGAGAGUGACGAUACGUACAUCCAGCGUAUUGAAGAGAAACACGCCAAUACAGUAGAUAAAUCAGACCCCAAGCGCGGCGAUUUCGAACGAGCGAUCUCCAAGAAAUUGAAGGGAUUGGCAAAAAAGACAUUCCAAGCUUUUUGCAAAAAGCCAAAGAACACCAUCCAAGCUACAAACCCGGGACAUAAAGCCAAUGCAUAUGGCCAGUACUCACAGCCAUAUGUUUUCUGCGUGCGGUAUUUCUCUACAACACAACACUACCUGGGUAUUGUCGAAGGAUUCCUCAAUGCCGCGUUUGAGGGAUAUAUGAGUUCAGGAAUAGCGACCCCUUGUACGCUCAUGUACUGGUGUCGGUCUUUCGCAUUUCUUCUUCGCACUGCGCGGAUAAGCGAAGAAGAAGAUUCCAGAAGCGACUAUGCUUUCGUCACAUCUGAUGACGAUCAAACCUUCAGCCGCACGGGGAUACCCAGCGAGAAUCGCACAGCACCCAAACCAUUACAAAGGGUCAGAGGAGCGCCUCGAAGACACGUAUAUGCUGAUAAAGAGACACAAACAACACCAAAUUUGCAACAAAAAUCGCCAUACACUACCUCAGCAUACGCGUCAUCAACCUACUCAACCUCUACCAUGCAAACCUCCUUAGAUACCAUCCAUACUGAGCCUAGCACCUGUCAUGGAAUCCGCCCAACAGAUUCCAGACCGUCCAAACCCUCCGAAGCAUGCCCCAUGACGGACAGCGCUAUCGAACUCCACACUCUCACACCCGCCUACCCUCAUCGUUACCCGCCUGGCAUCGUUGUCAUCAAGACGCUCGACGAACAAGGCAUCGAAGUUUUCGAAGAAACAGAUCUCACGCAUCGAAAUGCUCUCUUCAUAGACCUCAAGCCCACUGUAGCCACAAAGGUUGAGCUUACUGGUGUUGUGCAAAGAACAGGGAGAGCUGGGUUGAUGGAGAGAGCUUUAGGGAGGAUUGUUGACGCACUGGCAAGAGAUGAAGAUGACAGAUGACUUGAGGAAGAAACAGAGCACCCAAGACCUAUGGCCUGAUAGUGGCGUUAGAGCCACAUGCACGACGCAUCGUUACGUUGCGUCAACGUUGCCGCUGCAAUACUAUUCAGCAGUCACCUUCGGUUACUCAACACUCAUGACCAACUCAACAGAAACAGACACGCUCGGCUAGUUGACUGUAUCCGCGGUCAUUAAACAGGCGACGAGAAAUAAUCCAAAACUGGAAGCUGAGAUAUGGUUGAUUGCUUAAGGACUCUCGCUGUGAGCUGGUUAACGUUGAGGACGGGGCUAUCAAGAGAUGCAUACAUCAAACUGCCAGCCUACUAAGGAUGGAUAGACGUAAGUUUCAUAUUGGUGGAACGUUCUCGCGGUGACCUUUGAUCGUGGUCGGGACGAAAUAUUGGUAUGAAAAGGAGCGCAGCUUAUGGAACGCGUUGGUUCUUUUAUGUUGAGGAUAGCCCAAAACAUCACUGACAACUCC